AUGAACAGUGAGCAACAGCAGCCUCAAUUACAAACACAACAGUCGACGCAGCUGGAGUACACAGCACCUUCGGCACCAGCAGUGCAAGUGUUUAAAGCGACUUAUUCCGGUGUUCCAGUCUUUGAAAUGAUAUGUAAAGGUGUCGCUGUGAUGCGACGACAAUCUGAUUCAUAUUUGAAUGCAACACAGAUUUUGAAAGUGGCCGAGUUUGACAAACCACAACGUACACGUAUUUUAGAAAGAGAAGUGCAAACCGGUGAACAUGAGAAAGUACAAGGAGGAUACGGAAAAUAUCAAGGAACGUGGGUUCCAUUUGAACGGGGAAGAGCACUUGCUGAACAGUAUAAUGUAAAAAAUCUAUUGCAACCCAUUUUAGAAUUUGUGCGGGGGGAUCAGAGUCCUCCUUUGGCACCUAAACAUGCUACAGCUGCUUCCAAUAGGCCACGUAAAAUGCGUGAAAUACGUGCUAGAAAACGACCCAAACACUUGGAUGAUGAUAUUGUUAUGUCAGAUAUUGAGACAGCAUCACAACAAAGCAAUACCACGCCACAGUUAAGUGAAGCACCCUUACCACCAACAUCGAGGCGGGAGGGUGACCUUAGCGGUUCAUCGCCAUUACCGCAAAAGAGAUCACGCACCGCACGAGCGAAAGAUAAACUGUCAUCCGUACCGAAACUCCAAUCAAAGAUGAACACAACGUCAUCACGGGCAGCAGCACAAUCUCAAGAAGCUAGGAUGGAUAUUGAUGAUUUAUCGGAUUCUGAGCAAGGAGCAAAAAACAACCGAGGCAAUUCUGACGAGAUGUUAGAUACGUCCACUAAUGAACCUUACGCUCAGCGCUUACUUCAAUACUUUAUGUCUAACAAAACCACUAUACCACCCUACAUAUCGAGACCUCCACGUGACCUGGACUUGAACGUCAUCAUUGAUGAUGAGGGUCAUACGAGUUUACAUUGGGCAGCUGCCAUGGCACGUAUUAAGAUAGUGAAACUCCUUAUUGAUAAUGGCGCGGAUAUCUAUCGUGUGAAUUACAAAGGACAGACAGCACUCAUGCGUUCCGUGCUGUUUACCAACAAUUUCGACGUUAAAACGUUUGAUUCAUUACUAGACCUUUUACGCUCUACUAUCUUCAAUAUCGAUAAGCGAGACCAAACUGUGUUUCACCAUACUGCAGCUAUGUCAGAUUGGAAAGGAAAGAUAUACGCAUCACGCUAUUAUAUGGAAUGUUUGAUCAAUAAAUUGAAGAAUAACCAAUCAGAACUGAUUUCGAUAUUAAAUGUACAAGAUACCAAUGGUGAUACAGCGUUGACAAUUGCUUCUAAAAUAGGGAACAGAAGAUUGAUAAAAUUAUUGAUCGAAGCUGGAGCCAGUACGGAAAUUGCAAAUGAAGAAGGGAUGACGCCCAGAGAUUAUUUCGGGGAAAUGGAGAAAUCAUUGUCUCUUCGUACAUCUUCCUUCGCCUCUUCUCCUCCUUCACUGUUGCCUGUAACGGUAUCAUCGCCAAGUGAAUCAACCAGCACUGGUCUGUUAAACGAAGCAAAUAUCCGUGAAAUGCUACAAGCUCGCGUUGAAGCGAUAUAUAGAAAUGUGAAUAAGGAUCCAACCCAGCCACAGCCUAUUUCCGAAGUAUUUGACGAUUUGGCCGAGAGCUACGAAAAAGAUUUGAUCAACAAGGAACGGUUGAUUGAGAAAAAGGAAAUAGAAUUGGACCUGUACAAAAAGCGGCUAGUAGAAACGAAAAAGAUACUCGAAUCCGAUAUUUUAAGUAAUGAAGACGAUAAAGAAGAAAUCAAUGCCAUUCUGCAGAGAAUGGAAGAGAAAGGCAAAACUCUGGAAUUAAGAUUGCGUAAAUGGCUCAUAUACCGACAAAAGGAGAAAUUACGAAUAUUACAAAACCAAUAUCUGAAUGAAGAACAAAAGCCUCCGUCGCCUCCCAAUACAAACACUUUGGAAGAACUGAAAGAUAUAGCACAGAAACUGAAAAGUGAAUUAGAAGAGCUGCGACGCGAAAGAAAGAAAAAGACUGAGACAUUAAUCGAAUUACAUUCGCGCACACCGCCUAAAAAGCAUAGAGCUUAUAAACGAUUAAUUUCUGCGUGCUGUAAUGUCGCCUAUGAAAAUGUCGACGUUAUGUUAGGACCCUUACUGGCUUCAUCCGAUAUUGAUAACAGCACUAGCAAGAUCAGAAAGCCAACUGCUUCAGAAUAA
Mycotypha africana is the source of this 2208-nucleotide messenger RNA. RefSeq lists its product as uncharacterized. NCBI's taxonomy places the organism in Eukaryota, Fungi, Mucoromycota, Mucoromycetes, Mucorales, Mycotyphaceae. Bases 1 to 2208 code for a protein of 735 amino acids. The transcript is spliced from 2 exons. Gene Ontology annotation, cellular component: MBF transcription complex; SBF transcription complex. Gene Ontology annotation, molecular function: DNA binding; transcription regulator activity; protein binding. The record is from RefSeq and is a predicted model, not a curated record.